AUGUAUUUAAGGUAAUAUUCAAAACUUCCCUUUUACGAUGGAUUUGAAAUGUUCCGUAGGCUUAAAAUGCUUAAUCCUAAAUAACACAAUCCACUUGUUUAUGCAAUUAGACCACCAGAAACUAAUCUCGGAUAUCCUUUGAGAGAGGAAGUAAAUGAUACUGAGAAUCAAAAAGUGCUUAACAAAUUAAUGCAUCGAUAUCCAGACCUUAAAUAUGCUCCAUUAGUAAAGGAAGGACUUGGAGAAAAUUAAAAUGAAGGAUCAUUAUUUCGCUUCUUGAAGAUGUUUAAUACAUUAAGAAAAAAGGGAUAUCAAUUUGAUAAGGUAUAGAAAUAUAAUAUGACUAGGCAUUUGAAAAAGCUGAAAUGGCCUUUUAGGCAAAAAUGCAAAGAAAAAUAGAUUAAACUAAAAUAGCAAAUAAUUUAGCAAUAACAAAUUAAGCAAGAUCAUUUAUGACAUUAGCCUAAUAAGAAAUAGAGUUUGAAUAGAGAUUAAAAAGAGAUAGAUUAUUAAGAGAUUUAAAAAUCUAAGAGUUUGAAAAAAACUCACCUUUGGACCCUGAAACUCAAGCUUUGAUGGAUAAUUACAAAAAAUCCCUUAUAAAAGUAGUUCAUCAUGAUGAUAAGCCAGAGGAGACCACACAUAAAGAAGACGAAGAAACAUUUACAGAGAGAGCAACAAAUGUCUUUAAUUGUUAUUAUAACAGAGUAGCAACAUAAGAUAAAUUGAACGGUCUAAGUGAUAAAUAGAUUCUGUAAAAUAUUAGACAAUCACCAUCUAAAAUAAAGAAUAGAUUAAGGAAAUAUUUGAGAGUUUUGUAGCAUUACAAUAUUACCUUUGAUGAUGAAGGUGAAUUCGUUAUACCUGAAGAUCUCCCAGAAAACCUCCAAUAUUAAAUUGGAAAGGGAAUAUUUUAUAUAACAAAACUAUACGACGAUCUUGAUUUUGAAUACUCACAUCAUGAACACUUAGAUACACUGUAAUAGGAACUUGAGGAUAGACUUUAAGAAUAAAAGUAAAAUAGACAACAUUACAAUGAGGAUGCAGAAUUUGCUAUUAAAAAAGUAUUAUAGGAUGCAAACAUCAAAGCUUAAAACACAUAUUCAUUAUUCGAGACACCAGAGGAAAGAUUGUCUAGAUUGCAAAUUAAGUGGUUAUAUAGAAAAAUAGAUGAGUAUACAUUAGUUAAGCUUAAACAUGAAGAUUAAAGUGAAGAAUCUUAAAAAAUUAUUGAUGAAAAAAUAGAGAAGUUAAGCAAUCAAGCACAAAAAUUAGUUGAUAAUUUAAGAAGAAUGAAAUUAGAAUUAGAAUAUUAAUCCUUUGCUAAAACAGGUAAACAGUUAUUUUAAGAACACGCUGUCUUACUUAAAGAUAAAGAGUUAUUUGUUGAUGCCAAUAAGUUAUAAAUGAAUGAUAUUGAUAUCUAUUUCAAAAUUCCUGUUGAUUAAAGAAGAUUAACAUAAGCAGGAUAAGUUAAUGAUGAUAUCAUUCAUAAUCUUAUCAAAGUGUAACAUCUCUUAUUUAAAUUAGAUAAAACUUAAAAUCUCAUGUGUCUAGAUUAAAUCAUGAUGAUUUAGAGAACAGAGUAGGUGAUUCUUCUUUGAAAGACGAGACUGCUGAGAUUUUAAAGAAAAAGAUAUUGGCUUAAUAUAAGUUAUUGAAUUUGGCAAAGAAAUAAUAAUUAAAAGGAAUGACUGAAGAAGAUUAAAUUUUAGAAUAGAAAGAUGAAGAUUUCUCUCUUGAUGAUGAAGCAUUUAAUGAUAAUAUUGUAAAAAUAUAUUCAUAAUUAAUAGGCUGAUAAUUUAGAAGAAUUACAAAAGAGAUAAAGAGAAGCAAGACUUGAAUUUGAGAAAGAAAAAGCCCUUGAAGCUAAAUAGAAAGAAGAUGAAUUAAAAAGUUAAUAAGCAGUUAAGGGAUAAAAAGGGUCAAAGAAGAAAAAGGCAAAAAAAUGAUCUGUUUUAAGAGUGCUC
Paramecium octaurelia is the source of this 1970-nucleotide messenger RNA. NCBI's taxonomy places the organism in Eukaryota, Ciliophora, Oligohymenophorea, Peniculida, Parameciidae. The record is from the annotation of a GenBank genome assembly.